Messenger RNA from Chlorella variabilis, 759 nucleotides. RefSeq lists its product as hypothetical. The record is from RefSeq and is a predicted model, not a curated record. Gene Ontology annotation, cellular component: chloroplast. The annotation marks the transcript as partial. NCBI's taxonomy places the organism in Eukaryota, Viridiplantae, Chlorophyta, Trebouxiophyceae, Chlorellales, Chlorellaceae. Gene Ontology annotation, molecular function: phosphatase activity. The transcript has 4 exons.
CUGCUGGAUCAGUUUGGGGUUUUACACGAUGGGGAGAAGCCGUACCCUGGGGCCAUCGAGGCGGUGGCCCAGCUGGCCGCCAGAGGCAUGAAGCUGCUCAUCAUCAGCAACUCCAGCCGCCGGUCUGCUGGCGCGCUGAAAAACCUGGAGCGCAUGGGCUUUGACCCCGCCUGCUUUGCGGGCGUGGUGACCAGCGGCGAGGUGACGCACCGCCACCUGAGCCAGCGCCCCGACGCCUGGUGGGCGGCGCUGGGCCGCCGCUGCCUGCACUUCACUUGGGCGGCGAGGGGGGCCAUCUCCCUGGAGGGGCUGGGUCUGGAGGUGACUGACGACCCGCAGCAGGCCGACUUCAUCUUGGCGCACGGCACCGAGGCGGUGGGGACGAGCGUGGAUGGCAGCGGGGCGGCGCCGUGCGGCCUGGAGGGCAUGCGGGAGCUGCUGGACGCGUGUGCGGCGCGGGGAGGGGUGCCCAUGGUUGUGGCCAAUCCUGAUGUUGUGACGGUGGCGGGGACGGAGCUCAGGGUGAUGCCGGGCACGCUGGCACGGCACUAUGCGUCGCGGGGCAGCCAGGUGGUGCUGAUGGGCAAGCCGGCGCCGGCCAUCUACUCGGCGGCGCUGGAGUUGCUGCAGCUGCCGCCGGGCGAGGUGGUGGCGGUUGGCGACAGCUUGGAGCACGACAUUGGCGGCGCGCAGGCGGCAGGCGUGGAUGCCCUGUUCGUGCUGGGAGGCAUCCACCGAGAGGAUGUGCAGCUGGCGGCG